Molecule: messenger RNA, 1108 nt
Organism: Melanotaenia boesemani (Boeseman's rainbowfish)
Lineage: Eukaryota; Metazoa; Chordata; Actinopteri; Atheriniformes; Melanotaeniidae
Gene: mrps18a
Product: mitochondrial ribosomal protein S18A
Exons: 6
Coding region: 27-653 (208 amino acids)
Biological process (GO): mitochondrial translation
Cellular component (GO): mitochondrial small ribosomal subunit; ribosome
Molecular function (GO): small ribosomal subunit rRNA binding; structural constituent of ribosome
Source: RefSeq, a predicted model, not a curated record
ACAGAGGGGAAGGUCGAGAAUUAAACAUGGCAGCGCGCAGUGUAAUGAGGUCCUUGUGGACCUCAUUUGCAGGUUUAAGACUAGGUCCCACAGACUUAAGCGUGAGCCCACUUCGAAGGCAAAAUGUUCCCCAGCUGUCUGCUUUAAUUGUCCAAAGCCGAGGGCUUCGUCAAGUGGUGGAGAAGCAAGAUGGCAAGACAACAACUAUUGAAGGGCAAAUCCUAGAAGUUCCUGCUGGACCGCAGCCUCCAAAUCCCUCAGCCAAGUGUCCUAUCUACAGAUGGAAUCUUCAACACAAAUACAACUACACGGAUGUCUUGUUGCUCAGUCAGUUCAUCAGAUCGGAUGGAGGGAUGAUGCCUAGGAGAGUCACUGGUCUUUGUUCAGAAGAGCAUCGCAAAAUUGCCAUCUGUGUGCAGAUGGCUCACAGAGCAGGUCUGCUCCCUGACCACAAACCCAAACUCCCAGAAGGUCAUGUCCCAAAGAAACCAAAGCCAAAACUUAACAGGUACCUGACUCGCUGGUCCAUUGACUCUGUGAAACCCAUCUAUAAAAGAGGACUGAAGUGGUGUAAGAAGAAAAUGGAUGUUGGCCACCCAGCACUUAAGAACAAUGUGCGUUAUACAAUGAAGCCCCUGAACAUGAAACACUGAACGACAGGAAGCCUGACAAAUCACAACAUUGGCUGAACAAAGAAGGUGGGCCAUCAGGCAUCAAGGUUGCUGUAGAAAGCUCCAUGUAUCUGGAGUUUACUUGGACUUGAGACCUAAACCAUCUGUAUUUAUUCUAACUUUUGUUUAUUGAGCUGCAGCAGACUUUUAAUGAAUCCACACCCAGGACCAUCUAUUCUGACUGUGGUUAUUAAAAAGGCCUUUAAAGUGAAAACACUGACAACUUAAUGUUAGCAACAACUGGGUGAGUGUUAUGUUUUCAAAGUAGGUGGUAUGUUGGCUGUGUAAACUUAAGGCAACGCAGAUGUUCAAAUAAAAUGUUUGUUUAUUCUACCUCCUAACAUGUGUUUACUGUGUAAGAAUAGCCUUUGUGAAAGAACUUAAAGGAAGAAACGGCUUGUAGACAUACUAUUUCCUAUAAUAUUUUAGUAUCAAGA